UCCUACUCUUUACCCGCUGAUGGAGGGAAAGAAAACAGUCUUCACAUUUCUUUAUUCUCUUCCGAGAAUAAGCGCGCAGAGUAGCCUAUCUGGUUGAGACAGAGAACAUAUUCUCUCUCUCUCCUCAGACGCAAUUCCCAAUUGGAGUAUCUCACUUCGGCAGCAACCUUACAUUCUUCCUUCAUCCAUGGAAGCAACCUGUAUCUAUUCUCCCUUUAUAUAUAUCCACAAUUGCUUUUCCAAACUCCAAACGAACAAGAAGCAGGCAGAAGAAGAAGAACAGCAGCACUUUCGUCAUGGACCGUUCGUCGAAACAAUCCUUCAGAAUCUGCUUCUGUUUCCGGCGGAUGUUCCUGCAGAAGGCGGUGGAACCGCCUGAAGACGUGAAGAGACUGUUCGAAGCAUACUCGGAGAACGGCAUCAUGAGUGUCGAUCGCCUGGUCUGGUUCUUGUCGGAGUUCCAAGGGGAGGAAAACGCUAAGAAAGAGGACGCCCAGGCCAUCUUCAAUAGCCUCAGGCACCUCAACUUUUUCCAGCGCAAGGGCUUGAAUUUCGAAGCAUUCUUUAAGCAUCUCAUCGGCGACAAUAAUCCUCCUCUAUCUCCUUCUCUCGGGGUACACCACGACAUGAUGGCUCCCCUGGCACAUUAUUUCUUGUACACAGGACAUAAUUCGUACUUGACAGGGAACCAACUCAGCAGUGACAGCAGUGAUGAGCCUAUUAUAAGAGCCCUAAAGAGAGGUGUAAGAGUUAUCGAAUUGGACUUGUGGCCAAAUUCAACAAGAGAUGGUGUGGAUGUUUGUCAUGGAGGGACGCUGACCACUCCCGUAGAGCUCGGCAAAUGUUUGUCUGCCAUUAAGGAGCAUGCCUUUAUUGCUUCCGAAUAUCCUGUUAUCAUAACACUCGAAGACCAUCUCCCUCCAGAUCUCAAAGCUAAAGUUGCUAAGAUGGUUAUUGAAACAUUUGGAUCCACACUGUUUCGCACUGAGUCAGAACUAAAUGAGCUGCCUUCACCGGAAUCAUUGAAAACAAAGAUUAUCUUAUCUACCAAACCACCAAAAGAAUACUUAGAAACCCAUGUGAAGCAAAAGGGGAAUCCACAGAAGGCCAAGGGCUCAGCUGUCAAAGAUGGAAUUGAAGUAGAUGACGAGGAUGAAUCAUAUGAGGAAGAGGACCCUGAGGACGAAGAUAUUCAGGCUGAAUAUAGGAGCUUAAUUGCUAUCCAUGCUGGGAAGCUGAAAGGUGGGAUAGAGAAUUGGUUUGUGAAUGAUCCUGCUAAAGUUCGACGCCUUAGCUUGAGUGAGCAAGAUCUUGAAAAUGCUCUAAAUACACGUGCAACUGAUAUUGUCAGUUUUACCCAACGGAAUUUGCUUAGAGUAUACCCCAAGGGAAUACGCUUUGACUCAUCUAACUACGAUCCUUUUAUUGGAUGGGCACAUGGAGCUCAAAUGGUUGCAUUUAAUAUGCAGGGAUAUGGAAAGUACCUAUGGAUCAUGCAUGGAAUGUUUAGAGCUAAUGGUGGUUGUGGUUACGUGAAAAAACCAGAUUUCCUUCUGAAUCCAGAUGAGAUUUUCGAUCUGGAAGAAUUACCAGUUAAGACGACAUUGAAGGUAAAAUUAUAUUCCGGUGAAGGGUGGCAUUUAGAUUUCCACAGUACCCAUUUUGAUCUAUAUUCCCCACCAGACUUCUAUACGAGGGUGGGGAUUGCCGGAGUCCCACGUGACACGAUAAUGUUGAGGACAAGAGCAAUUGAGGAUCAGUGGGUUCCAGUAUGGAAUGAGGAGUUUGAGUUCCCCCUCACAGUUCCUGAAUUGGCUGUGCUCCGGAUUGAGGUGUUGGAGUAUGACACUACAGGUAAACCCGACUUUGGAGGUCAGACUUGCCUGCCUAUUUCAGAGUUGAGAAGUGGAAUUCGAGCAGUUCCACUGCAUAAUCGCAGGGGAGAAAAGUAUGAAUCUGUUAAGCUUCUUAUGAAAUUCAAAUUUGUUUGAGAAGCUCUCGUCGCUUGGUGUAUACUUAUAGUAUACCUUUUGUGCUGUUGCUUUGUUGUAUACUUGUUUAUACCAUGCAUUCAAUUGUUUCUCCACC
Messenger RNA from Rhododendron vialii, 2088 nucleotides. Its product is annotated as phosphoinositide phospholipase C 2-like. Bases 297 to 1991 code for a protein of 564 amino acids. The transcript has 9 exons. The record is from RefSeq and is a predicted model, not a curated record. Gene Ontology annotation, molecular function: phosphatidylinositol-4,5-bisphosphate phospholipase C activity. Lineage: Eukaryota; Viridiplantae; Streptophyta; Magnoliopsida; Ericales; Ericaceae. Gene Ontology annotation, biological process: lipid metabolic process; phosphatidylinositol-mediated signaling.